GCGGCGGCGGCUCUCCUCCGCUCCCACGAGAGGAAAGUUUCUGCAGACGCUUCCGGCCAGCCCGCGCCCUCCGGCCCAGCCUCCCGAGCCUUCGGAGCGGGCGUCGUCCCAGCCCAGCUCCGGGGAGAGCGAGCCGCGAUGCCUGGGGCGUGCUCCCGGGGCCCCGCCGCCGGGGACGGGCGGCUGCGGCUCGCGCGCCUGGCGCUGGUCCUCUUGGGCUGGGUCUCCUCGCCCUCUCCCACCUCCUCGGCGUCCUCCUCCACCUCCUCGGCGUCGUCCCUGGCCUCCGAGGUGUCUGCUCAGCCCCCGCUGCCGGGCCAAUGCCCCCCGCCCUGCGAGUGCUCCGAGGCGGCGCGCACCGUCAAGUGCGUGAACCGCAACCUGACCGAGGUGCCCGCCGACCUGCCCCCGUACGUGCGCAACCUCUUCCUCACCGGCAACCAGCUGGCGGUGCUGCCCGCGGGCGCCUUCGUCCGCCGGCCACCGCUGGCGGAGCUGGCCGCGCUCAACCUCAGCGGCAGCCGCCUGGAGGAGGUCCGCGCCGGCGCCUUCGAGCACCUGCCCAGCCUGCGCCAGCUCGACCUCAGCCACAACCCGCUGGCCCACCUCAGCCCCUUCGCUUUCUCUGGCAGCAACGCCAGCGUCUCGGCCCCCAGCCCCUUGAUGGAACUGAUGCUGAACCACAUCGUGCCCCCGGCGGAGCAGCGGCAGAACCAGAGCUUGGAGGGCAUGGUGGCCGCGGCCCUGCGUGCGGGCCAUGCGCUGCGUGGACUCAGUCGCCUGGAGCUGGCCAGCAACCAUCUCCUGUACCUGCCCCGGGACUUGCUGGCCUACCUGCCGGGCCUCACACACCUGGACCUGCGUAACAAUUCGCUGGUGAGCCUGACCUACGUGUCCUUCCGCAACCUGACGCACCUUGAGAGCCUCCACCUGGAGGACAAUGCCCUCAAAGUCCUUCACAACGGCACCCUAGCCGAGUUGCAAGGCCUGGCCCACGUCAGGGUCUUCCUGGACAACAAUCCCUGGGUGUGCGACUGCCACAUGGCUGACAUGGUGGCUUGGCUCAAGGAGACCGAGGUAGUGCAGGGCAAAGCCAGGCUCACCUGUGCGUUCCCAGAAAAACUGAGGAACCGGGUGCUCUUGGAACUCAACAGCUCCGACCUGGACUGUGACCCUAUCCUGCCGCCAUCCCUGCAGACUUCUUAUGUCUUCCUGGGCAUUGUUUUGGCCCUAAUAGGCGCGAUUUUCCUGCUGGUUUUGUAUUUGAACCGCAAGGGGAUAAAAAAGUGGAUGCAUAACAUCAGGGAUGCCUGCAGGGAUCACAUGGAAGGGUAUCAUUACAGAUACGAAAUCAACGCGGACCCCAGGUUAACAAACCUCAGCUCCAACUCGGAUGUCUGAACCACGUUAGCGGACAGGUCAAGGACAGCUCUGCAUGAGGUGUAGACUUAAGCUUUCUCCCGUCCUAGGCUUGUUCCACUUGCACCCUCCACUGUAGACACCACUGAGUUUGAAAGCAGUGAAGGGGAUUUGCUUCCAUGUUAUGUAAAGUUUCUUGGUGUGUUCUGUUAAUGUAACACGAUGGACAGCUGUGCAUGGUGUUCUACCCUCUUCCUUCUCUGGGAACUUCUUCACCCGCGUGGAGGGAUUUUUCAAGUUUCAGCAUGAACGUGGACUCCUUGCUGUCUGUCUCUUUCUUAGUGCAGUUCGAGGUGUAGCAAGUGUACCCACACAGAUAGCACUCAACAAAAGCUGCCUCAACUUUUUUUGAGAAAAUUUCUUUACUCAUAAAUAUCAGUUUUAUUCUCCUAUGCGUAAGAUUAUGGAGAAAAUAAUUGCAUCCUAUAAACUGCCUGCAGACCCUAGCAAGCUCUUAAAAAUAACUCCAUAGUGCACAGGAGCACCUGCAUCCAAGAGCAUGCCUACAUUUUACUGUUCUGCAUAUUACAAAAAGUAACCUGCAACUUCAGAUAACUUCUUUGACAAAGUAAAUUACUUUUUUGAUUGCAGUUUAUAUGAAACUGAAGUUCUUUUUAUAAACUGCAUCGAGAUCCAAAAGACUGAAUUGUUAAGAAAAAUCAAUAAAGAUUCUUAAAAGAA
Molecule: messenger RNA, 2100 nt
Organism: Oryctolagus cuniculus (rabbit)
Lineage: Eukaryota; Metazoa; Chordata; Mammalia; Lagomorpha; Leporidae
Gene: TPBG
Product: trophoblast glycoprotein
Biological process (GO): negative regulation of canonical Wnt signaling pathway
Cellular component (GO): plasma membrane
Molecular function (GO): protein binding
Source: RefSeq, a predicted model, not a curated record